Sphaeramia orbicularis (orbiculate cardinalfish) is the source of this 1079-nucleotide messenger RNA. Its product is annotated as regulator of cell cycle RGCC. The record is from RefSeq and is a predicted model, not a curated record. The coding region runs from base 134 to 472 and encodes 112 amino acids. Lineage: Eukaryota; Metazoa; Chordata; Actinopteri; Kurtiformes; Apogonidae. The transcript has 5 exons. Gene Ontology annotation, biological process: regulation of cell cycle.
GCUGGCUCGGCUCGGCUCGGCUCGCUCGGGUGUGGAGGGCUUUAUAAUAAACGUCCGCACAUGCCCGUUAGUUCUGAACCCGGUCUCAUCCGCAGACAGUCUGCAGCCUGGUGUGUGUUUUUACUGCUCCAGCAUGUCCUCACACAUUACCACAGACUUGGAACUGGAACUGGGCGAGUUGCUGCAGGAGUUCCAGGAUGUAGUGGAGGAGCUUAAGGCUCCUUCUCACAGUAAACCUGAUGCCUACCAGAACAUCCUGGAGGAGGCCAAAACCCGCACGGGACAGGGGGACGACAGUGGGGUUGAAGAUUCUGAUUACAGCAGUGAAGCUUCUUUGGGAAACAGUUUGAACACCAGCGAGGAGGAGCUUCACACAGCAGGCAUAACGCUGGCACCAAAAGCCAAGCUGGGAGACACAAGGGAACUUGAGAGUUUUAUCGACAUGCUGGAUCGGGAGCUUGCUGAGAUGUGAACAGAGAUGCAAAGCGAGCCACGAGAGGGAGGGAGGGGGGGCAGGCCGGGGGCAACAAUGCUGGCUACUGCAGAGCAGACAAACCGAUCUACAGCAGAACAGAUCUGAGGGAGCAAAUGGUCCCCUGGCUACUUUAGGGGAAAAGGUUAACAUCACAAAUUAAAAGGGCAUUCCAUUCCAAAAUGCAAGCGAACCCACAGAACCCUGGCAGCAACGCCUCGCCUACCUGGCAAGAUGGUGUCCCCGCAGCAUCAGAUCCAACUUAGGCGACACAUUCCCGAAACUGGACAAAGCUUCCAUCUGUCUGAGUGGAUGACAAAGUGCUGCCUGGAGUAUAGAAAGUGUGUUUAUAGCACAUUUAAAAUUCCCACGAGUACUUUGUCAGUAAAGGGCCUUAAAUCCUCAGCGCCAUGCAUUUAUUUUAAAGAGGCUGAUCUUUGUCUUGAAUUAAAUCACAGAUGGCUCAUUGGGUUGAGAUCUGCUGUGUAAUAUCUAAUGUGAUUUUUAUGCUGAUGGUUUCAAUGUACAGUUGUUAAUAUUAUUUUUUAUAUGGAGAAAGUGUUGUACAGAUGAAUGCAUCUAUAAAUAAAGCUAAUAUUUGACUGUA